GAUAUGACGGGAUAGCUUGGCUUGCAGAGCUGUCCAAUUGGAUCCCGGCGCACAGAGAAAUGGGCGUGACGUUUUUUUAGCGGAGUUGUCCUCGGGGUCUCCCGAGCCGCGGCGUUCACGUACGUUUGAAGUUUUUCCCCCAGGUGCGCGGGGCAUCGUGCAGCAGCGUCAGCGCAGGGAUACUUGACGUUCCCGGCAACACCUCGGAAAUUACUGCGCUCCUCUUCCGUACCUGGCCACCCGAUGAAAGGUGGACUGUGCGAUGGCUUCUGCUCCACCUGAGCCGAGGAAGUUCACCAGGGGGCUCAACAAGCCUGGGACCGCGGCGGAGCUCAGGCAGAGCGUCUCUGAGGCUGUCAGAACUUCAGUGUUGAUGGUAAAACCAAAGAUUAUAGAGCCUCUGGACUAUGAGAAUGUGGUCCUCCAGCGGAAGACCCAGAUCAUAAGCGAUGUUCUGCGUGACAUGCUGCAGUUCCCUACGGAUGACUUCCAGAUCUCCACCCUGCGGCGCCAGGGACGGACUCUGCUCUCCACUGUGCCAGAGACUGCUGAGAAAGAAGCUUCCUCACUGUUUGUCCAAGAGUGCAUUAAAACGUACAAGUCUGACUGGCAUGUGGUCAACUACAAGUACGAAGAGUAUUCUGGAGACUUUCGCCAGCUUCCGCAUAAGGUGUUGCGACCUGAGAAACUUGCUGCCCACGUGUUUGAAGUGGACGAAGACGUGGAAAAAGACGAGGAUGCUGCCUCUCUUGGAUCUCAAAAGGGAGGAGUGUCUAAGCAUGGCUGGCUCUACAAAGGCAACAUGAACAGCGCAAUUAGUGUGACCAUGAGGUCCUUCAAGAGGAGAUACUUCCAUCUGGCUCAGCUGGGUGAUGGAUCCUACAACCUCAACUUCUAUAAAGAUGAAAACACCUCCAAGGAACCCAAAGGGACCAUCUUCCUUGACUCGUGCAUGGGCGUUGUUCUGAAUAGCAAAGUGCGUCGAUUCGCCUUUGAGCUGAAGAUGCAGGAUAAGAGCACGUUCCUGCUGGCUGCUGACAGCGAAGCAGAAAUGGAGGAGUGGAUCGGCACCCUGAACAAGAUUCUCCACAGCAGCUUCGAACAGGCCAUGCAAGAGAAAAGAAACGGAGACUUGAACGAUGAUGAGGACCAUGGAAAAGCAGAGAUUUCCUCAGGAAGCUUUCCAGACAACUUUCAGACUGCCAGAGACAUUGAAUCCAAAAUGAGAAGUGAAGCUCGCCUUAAGCUGUUUACUCUGGAUCCAGACACCCAGAAACUGGACUUUUCUGGCAUCGAACCAGAGGUGCGUCCGUUUGAAGAGAAGUUUGGAAAGAGAGUCCUGGUCAGCUGUCACAACCUCUCGUUCAACCUGCAGGGUUGUGUCACAGAAAACGAAGAGGGGCCAACGACUAACGUUGAACCCUUCUAUGUGGUCCUGUCCCUCUUCGAUGUCCAGAACAGUAGAAAGAUCUCAGCCGACUUCCAUGUGGAUCUCAACCACCCCUUGGUCCGCCAAAUGACAUGCGGCCAUGGUAGCGGGUCCAAUUUGGAAAUCAUUGGUGAUGGUCCUCCAGAAGACCUUGGACUGGCUCCUCGCUAUCCCACACAGGGAGUCUUCUCGGUAACUUGCCCUCACCCAGAGAUCUUCCUGGUCGCCAGAAUAGAGAAGGUCCUCCAAGGGGGGAUCACCCACUGCACCGAACCUUACGUGAAGAGUUCCGACUCCACCAAAGUUGCUCAAAAGGUGUUGAAGAACGCCAAGACAGCUUGCAGCAGACUGGGACAGUACAGGAUGCCAUUUGCCUGGGCUGCAAGGCCUGUGUUCAAGGAUGCAUCAGGAACUCUGGAGAAAAACGCUCGCUUCUCAGCUCUUUACAGACAGGACAGCAGCAAGCUGUCAGACGAGGACAUGUUCAAACUCCUCACCGACUUCAGAAAGCCUGAAAAAAUGGCCAAACUUCCUGUGCUCUUGGGGAACUUAGAUGUUACUAUUGAUAACGUGGCACCGGAUGUACCCAACUGUGUCACGUCCUCGUACAUCCCUGUGAAAAACUUUGAGCAGAACGGUCCAGCCAGUGCUCUUCUGGAGGUGGAGGAGUUUGUGCCCUGCAUUGCUAAGUGUGCCCAACCAUUCACUAUAUAUAAAAACCACCUCUACGUCUACCCCAAACACCUCAAGUAUGAUGGACAAAAGUCUUUUGCAAAGGCGAGGAAUAUUGCUGUUUGUGUUGAAUUCAAGGAUUCAGAUGAGGAUGAAGCCCGCCCACUAAAGUGCAUCUACGGGCGUCCCGGAGGACCUCUGUUCACCAAACAGGCGUACGCAGCCGUUCUUCACCACCAGCAGAACCCUGAGUUCUAUGACGAGAUAAAAAUAGAGCUGCCAACUCAGCUGCAUGACAAACAUCACCUACUCUUCAGCUUCUACCAUGUCAGCUGUGACAACAACAGCAAGAAAAAGGAUGUAGUAGAGACUCCUGUGGGAUCGGCUUGGCUGCCGCUGCUGAGGGAUGGGGGCAGAGUCAUCAUGAAUGAACAGCAGCUUCCUGUGGCUGCGAAUCUGCCUUGCGGGUAUCUCAGCUCCCAGGAUGGGGUCAGCAAGCAGUCCGGCUCCGAGAUUAAAUGGGUCGAUGGAGGCAAAGCGCUGUUCACAGUCUCGACCCAUCUUGUAUCUACAGUCUACACUCAGGAUCAGCAUCUGCACAACUUCUUCCAACACUGUCAAAGCAUGGACAUGUCAGAACAAGCUUCAGAGGGAGAGCUGAUUAAAUACCUUAAGAGUCUUCAUGCAAUGGAAGGUCACGUGAUGGUCAACUUUCUGCCCACCAUCCUCAACCAGCUCUUCUGCGUCCUCACCAGGGCAACGCACGAGGACGUGGCCGUCAACGUUACCAGGGUGAUGGUUCACGUAGUGGCGCAGUGCCACGAGGAGGGACUCGAGCAUUACCUGAGAUCUUUCAUCAAGUUUGUGUUUAAGCCAGAGCCGUGCUCCUCCAUCAGUCUGAGAACGGUUCACGAGGAGCUUGCAAGGGCGAUGACAGCCAUCCUCAAGCCAUCCACGGACUUCCUAACUAGCAACAAGCUGCUGAAGCACUCGUGGUACUUCUUUGAGGCGUUGGUAAAAUCGAUGGCUUAUUAUCUCAUAGAGAGUGGUAAGGUCAAGCUCUCGAGGAACCAGCGUUUUUCCGCUUCCUUCUACCACGCCGUGGAAACUCUGGUCAACAUGUUGAUGCCGCACAUUACCCAGAAAUACAAGGACAACCUCGAUGCGUCUCGCAAUGCCAACCACAGCCUGGCGGUUUUUAUCAAGCGCUGCUUCACCCUAAUGGACAGAGGCUUCGUGUUCAAGCAAAUCAAUAAUUACAUGAACUGCUUUGUUCCUGGAGACCCAAAGACUCUGUUUGAGUUGAAGUUCGAGUUCCUACGGGUGGUUUGCAACCACGAGCACUAUGUGCCUCUGAACCUGCCAAUGCCGUUUGGAAAAGGCAGAAUCCAGAGGUUUCAAGAUCUCCAGCUGGACUACUCGCUGAACGACGACUUCUGCCGGAACCACUUCCUGGUGGGCUUGCUGCUGCGGGAAGUGGGCGGGGCGCUUCAAGAGCACAGAGACAUCCGUCAGAUCGCCAUCCAGGUGCUCAAGGGACUCAUGAUCAAACACACGUUUGACGACCGGUACGCUGCCAAAAGUCACCAAGCCAGACUCGCCACGCUCUACCUCCCUCUGUUCGGCCUUCUUCAGGAGAACGUCUACAGACUGGACAUCAAGGACUCCGCUCCCUACGGCAACCACAAUAACGUGAGGGAGGACUCGCUGGUUCCAAACUCCACGGUGACUCCUCAGAAGCCCGGAAGCUGCAUAGAAAACGCUCUCCACAAAGAUGUGUUCGGAGUCAUCUCUGGGACAGCCUCACCUCACAGCUCCACUCCUAACGUGAGCUCAGUUCACCACGAGGACUUCAGAGGCUCUCUGGUCUCCACCGACUCUGCAAACAGCCUCCUGGACAAGAGCAGUGACAAGACCAACUCUUUGGAGAAGAGCCAGUGUGUGUCGGCAGUGGGCAGCGCCGUGCUGCGCUGUGACAAGCUGGACCGGGACGAGAUCGGAAAGCUGCUCAUGUGCUUUCUGCACAUCCUCAAGAGCAUGUCGGAGGAGGCCCUGUUUGCUUAUUGGAACAAAGCAGCUCCUUCAGAGUUAAUGGACUUCUUCACUCUAAUCGAAAUCUGUCUCCAUCAGUUCAGAUACAUGGGGAAAAGAUUCAUUGCCAGGAGUCAGGAGGGCGCAGGUCCUGCCGCUGCAGACAGGAAGUCUCUGACUCUGCCCGUGUCUCGUCACAGGGCAGGGAUCCUGCACGCCCGUCUGCAGCAACUGGGAGCUCUGGAGACUGCGCACACCAUCAAUAACAUGUACUCCCAAACAGAAGCUGACGUAAACAGCCAGUGCCUGCUGGAGGCCAACGUGUCUACGGAGGUCUGCCUGACUGUGCUGGACACGCUCUGCACCUUCAUCAUGGGAUUCAAGACCCAGCUGAAUUCAGAUCUGGGCCACAACCCCCUGAUGAAGAAGGUGUUCCAGGUGCAUCUGUGCUUCCUGCAGAUCCCUCAGUCGGAGGCUGCCCUCAAACAGAUCUUCACCUCCCUCAGGACCUUCAUCUUCAAGUUUCCCUGCACGUUCUUUGACGGCAGGGCCGACAUGUGCGCCUCGCUCUGCUACGAGAUCCUCAAGUGCUGCAACUCCAAGCUGAGCUCCAUCCGCGGCGACGCAGCCCAUCUCCUUUACUUCCUCAUGAAGAGCAACUUCGACUACACGGGCCGCAAGUCUUUUGUGCGGACCCACCUGCAGGUGGUGAUAGCCGUCAGCCAGCUGAUAGCUGAUGUCAUCGGAAUUGGGAGCACUCGCUUCCAGCAGUCGCUUUCCAUCAUCAAUAACUGCGCCAACAGUGACAAGAGCAUAAAGCACACAGCGUUCCCAUCAGACGUGAAGGACCUGACCAAACGCAUCAGGACGGUGCUGAUGGCCACCGAGCAGAUGAAGGAGCACGAGAACGACCCCGAAAUGUUGGUGGACCUCCAGUACAGCUUGGCCAAGUCCUACACCAGUACCCCCGAGCUCCGCAAGACCUGGCUGGACAGCAUGGCUCGCAUCCACAACAAGAACGGCGACCUUUCCGAGACAGCCAUGUGCUACGUUCAUGUCGCUGCGCUGGUUGCGGAGUACCUGUGGAGAAAAGGUAUGUUCAGGCAAGGCUGCACAGCGUUCAGGGUCAUCACUCCGAAUAUUGACGAGGAGGCAGCCAUGAUGGAAGACGUAGGGAUGCAGGACGUUCACUUCAGUGAGGAGGUGCUGUUGGAGCUGCUGGAGGAGUGCGCCGAUGGCCUGUGGAAGGCCGAGCGUUAUGAGCUCAUCGCCGAUAUCUACCGGCUCAUCAUUCCCAUCUAUGAACAGCGCAGGGACUUUGAGAAACUGACACACCUCUACGACACGCUCCACCGUGCCUACACCAAGGUGAUGGAGGUGAUGCACUCCGGAAAGAGACUGCUGGGCACGUACUUCAGGGUGGCCUUCUUUGGACAGGGCUUCUUCGAGGAUGAGGAUGGAAAGGAGUACAUCUACAAGGAGCCAAAGUUCACGCCGCUCUCUGAAAUUUCCCAGAGGCUUCUCAAGCUCUACUCUGACAAGUUUGGCCCAGAGAACGUCAAGAUCAUUCAGGAUUCUGGCAAGGUUAACCCAAAAGACCUGGAUUCAAAGUACGCCUACAUCCAGGUGACUCACGUUACGCCUCACCUGGAUGACAAGGAGCUGGACGACAGAAAAACCGACUUCGAGAAGAGCCACAACAUCCGGCGCUUCGUGUUUGAGACGCCGUUCACCGUUUCGGGCAAGAAGCAGGGCGGAGUGGAGGAGCAGUGCAAAAGGCGCACAAUACUAACCACAACCCACUGUUUCCCUUACGUUAAGAAGCGCAUAGCGGUCAUGUACCAGCACCAGAGCGACCUGAGCCCCAUAGAGGUGGCCAUAGAUGAGAUGAGCGCUAAGGUGGCCGAGCUGCGGCUGCUGUGCUCGUCCGCCGAGGUGGACAUGAUCCGGCUGCAGCUCAAGCUGCAGGGCAGCAUCAGCGUUCAGGUCAACGCGGGUCCCCUCGCGUACGCCAGGGCCUUUCUAGAUGACAGCAGUGCCAAGAAAUAUCCAGACAACAAGGUCAAACAGUUAAAAGAGGUCUUCAGGCAGUUUGUGGAGACCUGCGGUCAGGCGCUGGGAGUGAACGAACGGCUGAUUAAAGAAGACCAGCAGGAGUAUCACGACGAGAUGAAGGCCAACUACAGGGACAUGAUCAGAGAGCUGUCAGACAUCAUGCACGAACAGAUAAACGCAGUGGAGGAUGGUUCGAGGAGUACCCUGUCCGACUCCAUGGGCAUCUUCAACGCCAUCAGUGGCACCCCCAGCACCAACUCACAUGGGUCAACCACCAUCCUCUGAGUGGGCCGUGCCACGCCCGUCCUCCAUCACCCGUAGCGACCGGUCGAACUCUCCGAGGAGUAAAACGGGGCAAAUUCACCGAAGACGCGUCGCAUUAUUUCUGUCCGUGUGACCAGCUGAAAAAAAAAAAAAAAAGGUGUAUUCCAGUCUUUUUUUUUUCUUGUUUCCUAUGGAGACUUUAGUUUAUGUUGUUGAAGUGUUCACUUUGACGGAUAUUCCUUUGUUGUGUUGGUGGGGAAGACAUAAACUACAUGAUAUCUUAAAGGUGCAACAACCACUACUGUGACUGAAAACAUAUUGUUUUCUCCUCCUUCGAGUGUCUGAGGCACCUCGAACUUUAGUAUUUGUUAGGCUCUCAGUUAUGUACAGGCGCCUUUACAAUGCAGGCUGCUGCUCUAGCUGUACACCUAUUAGUGAUCAUGUACAGUAUUUUUGAAAUACUUAGGAAAAAAAAAAAAGAUUUUCCAUCAAAACCCAGUGAGAGCAGAUACAUUUUGUAUUUCAUUUUUUUUUUUUUUUAAA
Messenger RNA from Fundulus heteroclitus (mummichog), 6994 nucleotides. RefSeq names its product dedicator of cytokinesis 9b (gene dock9b). Gene Ontology annotation, biological process: positive regulation of GTPase activity; small GTPase-mediated signal transduction. Gene Ontology annotation, molecular function: guanyl-nucleotide exchange factor activity. NCBI's taxonomy places the organism in Eukaryota, Metazoa, Chordata, Actinopteri, Cyprinodontiformes, Fundulidae. The transcript is spliced from 52 exons. The record is from RefSeq and is a predicted model, not a curated record. The coding region runs from base 263 to 6472 and encodes 2069 amino acids.